AUGGGUGCCAUCGCUCCUAUCUCCUACCUCUUACCGACACCACGGAGUGGAAACCAUCAACAAGCGCACCCCAAUCACACCUCACCAACGUCGCGUCCUCCUUCUACUCUCUCCAGUCUCUCAUCUCCACGCUUCUCGCUUUUAGUGCCUAGCAGCCGCAGCCUUCCCCCCCUGCGCACCUUUGCAAUGCCACCCAAGCGCUCAGGGCUGAAGCCUAUAGCACAGCCAGAUAAGAGACAGAAGACGCUUUCAUUCACACGACUGUCACCCACGGCAGGGGACAGUGACAAGGAAAAUGAACCACCGGCCUCACAAACACCUUCUCAACGGAGCAGCGGCGCGCCUUCAGAUACCAGCUGCGCUUCCCGCUCCAGUACCAGCGGCAUGCCUUUAAACGUCAGUCGCGCUUCCCUCCCUAGUGCCAGUCGCAAGCGCACGUUGCAAAGCGACGACGGUUCAUCCGACUACGCGAACAGUGAGUCCAGCGAAGAGCUAGAAUAUGAAGAGCAAGACAUGGGAGAGCAAGAGCUAGAGGAGGCAUCCUUGGGCGAGGACGACAGCAUACCCGUAGACGACGUGAACAAUGAUAAACACGAAACCCAGGAUAUCAUCCGGCGCUGCUCUAUCACUGAUGCGGAGCUAUCUGGUGAGACGACGGUCCAGCAAGUCAAGGAUUUCGUCAAGCGUAUAAUGCCUCCGCUAUCAAACACCAAACUUGACGCCUUUGAGAAAGAAAUUCGCGAACAUGUAUGCUCAUCUUCGCCAUACUUGGUACCGGCCCGAGUACGCGACCCUAAGGAUUGGCCAUACAACAGACGACUACAUGGAUAUAACAUGGAGACAUGCUUAUGUUGGAGAGAAGGCGAUCCUGCUAAAGCAGAUUCCAGCCUGGCUCAAUAUGGAAGAAGAGAACCUGGUGAGACCUACAGGCUCUCUUCGCGAUAG
Molecule: messenger RNA, 945 nt
Organism: Alternaria rosae
Lineage: Eukaryota; Fungi; Ascomycota; Dothideomycetes; Pleosporales; Pleosporaceae
Exons: 2
Coding region: 1-945 (314 amino acids)
Source: RefSeq, a predicted model, not a curated record